Molecule: messenger RNA, 330 nt
Organism: Purpureocillium lilacinum
Lineage: Eukaryota; Fungi; Ascomycota; Sordariomycetes; Hypocreales; Ophiocordycipitaceae
Source: RefSeq, a predicted model, not a curated record
AUGUUGAACGACCAACAAAUGCCUCCACCACCUGGGACGAAAGAUCAACAUCAACUUUUGUUUAGCAAUCAAUUGCGCCGAGUACGGCAAGGGAACACCAUUGCCACCCUGCCUAGCACCGGCAGAAACGACGAGGUGAGCACUAGGCCAUUCAUCCUGGUGAGAUCGACUCUCAACCCGCAGGUUUGGGUCUAUUAUGGGCGGCAAUUCGGCAUAUGGCAAUCCGUUUGGGUCUGUUUCCUCAGAGUCAUGUACAUGUACAAGUAUGACCCGUUGUGGGAGACUUGGUCGCGGCUGCUGCCGGGAUUACCCCGUUGGUUAAACAAUUGA